Messenger RNA from Cuscuta campestris, 2219 nucleotides. Lineage: Eukaryota; Viridiplantae; Streptophyta; Magnoliopsida; Solanales; Convolvulaceae. The record is from the annotation of a GenBank genome assembly.
AAAAAACCCAUCCUGCAGUCCUGCACCAUAGCCUUGCGGAUCUGGCUAGGGUUCUGCAACUUCCCACGCAUCACCUUCAUCCCACAUCCUCCACGCAGCCGCCACCAACGGAUCGCUGCCUCCUCCACGCAGCCUCCACCAACCGAUUGCGGCCUCCUCCACGCAGCCUCCACGGCAUUCAACUUCUAUUUCCGCUGCAUCGGCCGGUCCCUUCUUCGUAGCCUCCAUACAUCGAUCUCUUUUCGCCUUUUGUUCGAGUGGUGUUUCAGUAUCCAUCCCUCAUCCCUCUUUUCAGGCUCAUGGCUCAUAGGCUAUUGAGAGACGUUGAAGCUGAUGGGUGGGAACGGUCCGACUUUCCGAUUAUAUGUGAGUCCUGUCUCGGUGACAGCCCAUAUGUUCGAAUGACUAAAUCCAAUUUUGACAAGGAAUGCAAGAUCUGCACUCGCCCCUUCACUGUCUUCAGGUGGAGGCCUGGUCGAGAUGCAAGAUACAAGAAAACAGAGAUAUGCCAAACCUGCAGCAAGUUGAAGAAUGUUUGCCAAGUCUGCCUUUUGGAUCUUGAAUAUGGAUUGCCAGUUCAGGUCCGAGACACUGCACUUAGUAUCAAUUCCAACGAUGCCAUUCCAAAGAGUGAUGUGAACAGAGAAUACUUUGCCGAAGAGCAUGACCGCAGGGCAAGAGCUGGGAUAGAUUAUGAGUCAUCUUAUGGGAAAGUCCGUCCAAAUGAUACUAUUUUGAAGCUUCAAAGAACGACCCCAUACUACAAGAGAAAUCGAGCACAUGUUUGCAGUUUUUAUGUUCGGGGUCAAUGCACAAGAGGUUCGGAGUGCCCUUACAGGCACGAGAUGCCUGAAACAGGAGAACUGUCACAGCAGAAUAUUAAAGACCGUUACUAUGGAGUGAAUGAUCCUGUUGCACUGAAACUGCUAGGCAAGGCAGGUGAAAUGCCAUCAUUGGAGCCCCCAGACGACGAGAGUAUUAGGACACUAUAUGUCGGUGGGGUUGAUGCAAGAAUUACCGAGCAGGACCUCCGGGAUCAGUUUUACGCGCAUGGUGAGAUUGAGUCUGUAAAAAUGGUGUUGCAGCGCGGAUGUGCUUUCAUAACAUAUACUGCAAGAGAAGGUGCAGAGAGGGCAGCUGAGGAACUUGCAAACAAGCUGGUCGUGAAGGGAUUGAGGCUAAAACUACUCUGGGGAAGACCACAGGCACCAAAACCCCCCGAAUCUGAGUUGUCUGCUGAUGUGGCAAGACAACAAGCCGCCAGCGUGGCUCAUAGCGGUUUGUUGCCAAGGGCUCUCAUUUCACAGCAGCAGCAGGUGGGCGGGCAGGUGGACCCACCUCCGCCUGUUCCUUACUUCAAUAUUCCGCCGAUGCCACCCCAGCCAGCGGCACUGUAUCCAUCUAUGGACCCUCAAAGAAUGGGAGCCCGUGUUUCCUCAUCGCAUGAUGGGUCCGCUUCAGGGUCAGGCGAAAAUAAACAACCACAAGGUGGACACCCUUUUGCUUAUCCUCCUCCCCCGGGGCCACCACCGCACGGUCAAUUUUAUCCUCCUUAUUAUCCACCACAACAAUAUGGAGGGUAUGUAAUGCCUCCCCCUCCUCCACAGUCUUAUCAGCAGUACCCUCAUCCUCCUCCACCUUAUCAGGCUACAAUGCAACCACAUCCACCUCACAGUGGAAGCCAAGCACCACAGCAGCCACCUGGCCACCAUAGACCGCCAGUUCCGCAAGGACAAGGACCUCCACCUCACAGUGGAAGCCAGGCUCCACAUCAGCAGCAGUCACAGCCGCCGCCAGGCCCAGGCCAGCAGAGACCGCCAGUUCCGCAGGGACAGGGACCGCCACCUCACAGUGGAAGCCAAGUGCCACAUCAGCAGCAGCCACAGCCGCCACCAGGACCAGGCCAGCAAGGACAGGGACACCCAGAGUCUGGGCAACAAUCUUAAUCUUGUCACCCUUGUUUAUGUUUGUGUGAAGAAUUGUGUAACAAGAAGUUAUAUCACUACUAUUGUCACAAUUUUAUCAUAAUUUUCGUCCAAACCAUUUUAACUCCAACAAUUGUAUUUCCUCUAUUUUUUUCCCCAUUAACUUCAGCAGAUUUGGUUCUUAUAUUCUUGCUCGCCAAGAGUUGCUCUGUACUUGAGAAACCCGAGUGAGGAAUGAAGUUCCCAAAAUCUCCUCAUGUGAAAUUGGCACAAAACUAAAGAGUGAAAGUGAAG